Molecule: messenger RNA, 1814 nt
Organism: Episyrphus balteatus (marmalade hoverfly)
Lineage: Eukaryota; Metazoa; Arthropoda; Insecta; Diptera; Syrphidae
Gene: Pisd
Product: phosphatidylserine decarboxylase proenzyme, mitochondrial
Exons: 2
Coding region: 141-1433 (430 amino acids)
Biological process (GO): phosphatidylethanolamine biosynthetic process
Cellular component (GO): mitochondrion
Molecular function (GO): phosphatidylserine decarboxylase activity
Source: RefSeq, a predicted model, not a curated record
AUUUGUAUUCCUCUGUUACCGAAUUGAGGUCGAAUUUACAAUUUUAUCUUAAAAUAAAUACAAAAUACAUCUCGAACUUCUCGCAAUUAAAUAAAAAAUUCCCUUAUUUAUUUUAUAAGUUAUAAAAAAAAGAAAGAAAUAUGGUUUCAUAUUUUCUUCCUCGUGGGCGAUUCCUAAUCAAAGCUGGUAAUCUUCGUGAUACACAAAAACAAACUAACAAAUGGCCAGUUAGAUGGACAUUUCGUCGUCAAUUAACCACAAAACCACAAGAUUCAAAAGUUGAUUCUUUACUACAACAAAAAUCAACAACAACAACAAUUCUCACAGCAAACAAAGAAAACUCUUCAUCUUCGCUAAACUCACUGAAAAGACAAAAAAAUCCUUGGUUCAGUUGGAGUGGUUUAUUAUUGCGAUGGGCACCGAUGGGUUUUUGUGUCUUUGGUGCCAUCGAAUGGCAAUGGCAUCGAAAUAAAGUACAAAAACAAAAUUUGCCCCGAACUGCUUCCGAUUUUCAAGCAAAAGUUUAUUGUUCACUUCCUUUGAGAAUAAUAAGUCGUUGCUGGGGUUGGUUAGCUAAUUGUUACAUUCCAACUAAUUUCCGUCCAUUUGUUUAUGGCUGGUAUUCGAAUAGUUUUGGGGUUAAUCUUGAAGAAGCACUUUAUUCUGAUUUAACUCAUUAUGAAAGUUUAGCGGAAUUCUUUACGAGACCUUUGAAAGAAGGAGCACGAGUUGUUGAUCCUCAUUGUGCUUUAGUGUCCCCAGCUGAUGGAAAGGUCUUACACUUUAGCACAGCUUCACAAUCUGUUGUGGAACAGGUUAAAGGUAUUAACUAUCGAAUUGACUCGUUUCUUGGUCCGAAUAGUUGGGUCAAGGACAUAGAUAGUUCAAACCCAGAUUACGCGGAAGCUAUCCGAAUGAAAAAGAAUGAGGAAACAUCGAUAUUCCAAUGCGUGAUUUACUUGGCUCCUGGGGAUUAUCAUCGUUUCCAUUCCCCCGCCGAUUGGGAACCACAGAUUCGUCGUCAUUUUACAGGGGAAUUGUUAUCAGUCAGUCCUAAAAUUGCCACUUGGUUGCCAGGACUAUUUUGUGUCAAUGAACGGGCUUUGUAUAUUGGCAAAUGGUUGCAUGGAUUUUUUAGCUUUACAGCAGUUGGAGCGACAAAUGUUGGAUCUGUAAAGAUUUACGUCGAUGAACAAUUGAAGACUAAUCGUUGGGUUGGACUUAAAGUCGGUUCACAUAAGACUUGUUCGGAGUUUGAGGAACUCCAAUUGCCAGAAGGCACGAAACUGGGAAAAGGAGAUCUUCUUGGACAGUUUAAUAUGGGAAGCACAGUUGUUCUAUUGUUUGAAGCUCCAAAGAACUUUAAAUUCACGAUAAAAGAGGGACAAACAAUUCGAAUGGGAGAACCUCUAGGACAUGUGGAAAAGAAGUAACAAAACCAGUGAUCAUCUCUGUGGAAAUGGAUUGAAUCUCUUUUUCCAGAAAAGACACCUUUAGGCUAUUCUCUGAAGCUGUGGGUUCAACUUAUUUAUUCAAACGAAGUUGAUUAAACCCGUAAAAAAAAAGCAAACAAGAAUGCUUGCAUGUAAUUUUUUCUUUAAUUGUGCUUUAUAUUAUUUUUUGUUUUUUUUUUUUUUUAACUAAGAUACAAAGAAAAUUGUUAUUGUAAAUAUUUUUCAGAGAUAGAUAGAUUUUUUGUAUUAAAUAAAAAAAAAAAUGCUACUACAAACCGAUCUUAUAAAUUUUCCUUAAUUUCUAUUUUAUUAUUUUCGUUAUCAAAUAAAACAAAAAUAAUUUAUUUUUUUUUUGUAAUC